Molecule: messenger RNA, 1254 nt
Organism: Aureobasidium musti
Lineage: Eukaryota; Fungi; Ascomycota; Dothideomycetes; Dothideales; Saccotheciaceae
Source: the annotation of a GenBank genome assembly
AUGGCCGACGAACUACAGAUUGACGGUACGCCUUGGUGGCGGAAUGUGAACAUGGCUAAGAUCGAGAAAGCACAACGCCUGUCGCAGUCGCAAAAGUCGACAUCAAGACCUGCAUCACCUCCUUCAACUUCAGCAGGUGCUCCUUCUACGUCCAGAUCAGCAGCUGCCGCACCAAUUGCACCACUAUCCUAUGUUCCACAGCGCAGAACUGAUAUGCCUGCCGAGGACACCAUGGAAGGCGGCGAGCGUCUCGAUCUUGACUUGGAACAUCCCGAACCUCCACAAUGGUACAAGGAUAUCGACCGCGACAAGGCCAGCAGAGCCCCAAGAAUUCCUCCCGGCAUUGANCGACACCUAAACAAGAUUAUGGAAGGCAUNCAAAAAUGUAACAAUGCUGCAGCNAAAAGAAUGACUCCUAACCCCGAGGAGUUCACGAAGAUCAACGAUGGUAUCCAUCGUGCUUUCUUCUUGGAUCUCAGCGCAAUGGCUAUCCGUCAAAGGGUNCUCUUGUUCAACGCCAGUGGUCUGCCACAAAUCUUCAACUCCACCACUGUCGACUACCCUUGGUAUAUCAAGGAGGACGCCGCCGAAUUGUAUAUUAAAUGGUGGCAGAAAGAUACCAACCCCGACCUUUUCCGUGGCAUCAUUCUAGGCCGCACCAAGAAUGUCAGGAUCGGCCGUGAAAGUGCAGCCGACAAGCUCGAUCCCAAGUACAGCAGAAAGAAGGGCGACUUCCACGGCAACGGUCACCUCCGCAACGGCCAAUGGUGGCCCACCCAACUUUGCGCUGUGCGAGAUGGCGCCCACAGUGCAACAGUUGCCGGUAUCUGUGGCAGAACUGACGAAGGCGCAUUCUCGUGUGUCAUGUCGGGCGGUAGCUACGCAAACAUCGACAAGGGGGAUGAGGUGUGGUACUAUGGCACAGAGUCCGACGACCCCUCUCGUCCUACAGAUUCUACACAACACAUGAUCGAAAGCUUCCGACUGAAAACGCCUGUCCGUGUGCUUCGUGCAUCGAAGAUGACCACCGAGAGCCCCAACCCAUACAAACCGAAAGAAGGAAUGCGAUAUGAUGGUCUCUACAAGGUCGUGGAUUACGAGGUAAAAGAUUUGGCCAAGCAGGUUCAUCUGUUCCAUCUUGUGCGUGAGCCUGAUCAAGGCCCAAUUCGCAACUCUGGCCACGAAGUUCGUCCAACUCCUGAAGAGUUGGACGCUCUAGCAAAGGCCAAGAUUGAGAAGCAGUAUUUGGCUUGA